AUGGAGACAACCGAAGUUUUUAUCGAUUCAUAUGCUGUCCUGGGGGUGGCUCAAGAUGCCAGCAUCAAGGACAUCAAUGCUGCGUACAAGCGUCUAGCCUUAAGAUUCCACCCUGACAAGGCUGGAAGUCAUGCGGAGGCAAUCACGCAGUUUCAGAAUCUUCAAGAUGCAGUUGAAAUUCUCCGUGACCCAUCUCGCCGCCGUGAUCUUGACAGGACCUUGGACUCGAGGGGAAACCGGCACCGAAAUCGUUACGCCUCAAACAACUGGUCGUAUCAUGAUCGCAACGCUGAGACCCACCAAUUUUCGUCGAAGAGACAGCGUGGUAAAUAUGGCUUCGCAUCCAGAAAUCGAGGACAGCAAAAGCCUCCCUAUUCCAAGAAAGAGUUUGACGACCUGCUGAGGCGGCAAGAGCAGUGGCAACAGAGUUCAUAUAACUCUGGCACCAGUCGCUACACGUACAGUUAUGGGCACAGUGUGCACAUGGACCCUGAGUCUGAGGAGUCCAAGGCCACCAGGGCAAGAUAUCAUGCAGAGAACGUCCAGUGGGAACGGGAGUGGGCGGGUAUCGACUCAGAGGUGGAGAAAGCACGAGCAGAGUCUCGCAAAGAGGCCAUGAGAGCCAGAGUGGCCCGUGACAUGGCACAAAUGGAAGUCGAUGAGGUGGAAGCCAAGAGGGAAUCACCUCCUGUGGACAGCCCUGCCAAACCCAUUGUCGACCCUUUGAACACGGCCAUCGAUAACGCGGUGAAUGGGAUUCAACUCUGUGCUGGGUUCUGGAAUUAUGCCAAUGGCCUGGCUCCCCAUCCCGAGGAGAAUGUCAAAAAGGGCUUCUCUCAUGCAUUUGGUGGCUUCGAACACUACAAGCUUGUCAAAGAGCCCGUGAUCAUGGACAACAAGCCCCAGGAUAGCAAGCUCGGGGAUAGCAAGGAAAUUCCCGCUACAUCAGAAGUUCCGACCAAUCCUCUUGCUUUUGCUGGCUUCGAGCACUACAAGCAUGUCAAAGAGCCCGUGAUCAUGGACAACAAGCCCCAGGAUAGCAAGCUCGGGGAUAGCAAGGGAAUUCCCGCUCCAUCAGAAGUUCCGAUCAGCCCUCUUGCUUUUGCUGGCAAUUUGCCAACCACUCCCUCUUUUAACGGCUCCUCGGUCAUCAACAGCUCAGUCAAAAGCCACCAGGCGAGCGAGCGUCCCAUCAGUCCUAUUGUUAGCGAACCAUCAACCAGCUUCUACUCAGCUAGGGAUUAUUCAACAGACCAGGCUUCAUCGCCUGCAUCACUGGAUGCAAAUACCACUGCCCAAAAAUUGGGAAAUGCUUACGUUGUUGGUCACGAAUCGACCCUAGACCAUUUAGUCCCCCUGUUCGAGCAAAAGCUAGCCGACCCAUUGGGACGUUACUCAAUCAAUGAUUUGGCCUCCGAGCUCAAUGGACUGGUACUUGAGAGCUACUCCAGCUGGUUGGAGGAUGUCCGACUCUCAAUUCCUGGCGCUUCUCCUGCCACAGCUCGAGCUACGUCCGAAGCUUGUUCUCAUCUCGGCGGAUGGUAUAAGGGAUAUGGUCAUGAUCAGUGUGACAAUUGCCAUUUCUGGAAGCCCUUGUACGUUCUUACUUGCGCUGGAUGUGGCACCAAGGGUUGCAUCCGUUGCAAAUUUGUGUUUGGUCAUCAUUGA
Penicillium olsonii is the source of this 1668-nucleotide messenger RNA. NCBI's taxonomy places the organism in Eukaryota, Fungi, Ascomycota, Eurotiomycetes, Eurotiales, Aspergillaceae. The record is from the annotation of a GenBank genome assembly.